Molecule: messenger RNA, 7344 nt
Organism: Trematomus bernacchii (emerald rockcod)
Lineage: Eukaryota; Metazoa; Chordata; Actinopteri; Perciformes; Nototheniidae
Product: disks large homolog 5-like
Exons: 33
Coding region: 422-6394 (1990 amino acids)
Biological process (GO): regulation of apoptotic process
Molecular function (GO): protein binding
Source: RefSeq, a predicted model, not a curated record
GAACGGUGAGACAUGGCGGAGUUUGUUGCCUAACACACAGAGAGCGAGGGCUCUUAGGGAGUUUUAAACACUUUCCAACAUGUCGAAAUCACUUGUUUUCAGGACUACAAUGUCUUCGAAACGUGUGCGGAGUGGAGCUUAAAGAGGCAGAGCCGUCUUUUUUGUCGGGAAGGACGGAGCGGCGGUAGGGAAAAUGUGUUGUCAUUUUCGUGCAGUCAACAGCCUUGGGCAACAAAUAUGGCUACUUCUUGUGUAUCCUUCAAUUCGGGUUGAAAACCGUCCCGACUGGGCCGAAGGGGAUAGUUUCAGGGAGUUACGACAGUAGCACGAAGUGAAGUUGACUAGGCACUAGAAACGUAAAGAAGCUGGAUUUGUCCCGAAGCUGAUUUUGCUGGUUAAACCGACGCGGAGCUAAACAGAGAUGGAGCCCAAGCAUAAAGAGUUGUUGGAGAAAUGUUACCAGAACUUGGUGGAGUCGAUAACAGAUGCGGACCGAGUUGUGGAUGUUUUGGCUCACUGCGGGACCCUCAGCCAGUCUGAACGCUACGAGCUGGGACACAAUUGCUCCUCCAACGCGGAAAAAGUGGACCUUCUCCUGAAGAUACUGAUAAGUAAGGAGAGAGACCAUUUCGCCGAGUUUUGCACGGCCCUGGAGAAGACGCACCCUCACCUGCACUCGGUACUGCUCAAUGGCUCCGGACCAGUGGACCACACAACUGGGUCCACUUACAGCAUCCUGUCCACCAUGCCGUCGGACUCGGAAAGCAGCAGCUCUCUCAGCAGCUUAGGUACUCCCGGUCCAGCCUCCUCCCCUCCGCCCGCUCACAUGGACAGCCACCAGGUGAACGAGAAGAUGGAGACGGUUCUGUUCCAGCUCAGACAUGUGACCCGCGAGAGGGACGAACUGCGUAAACGUCUGGCGCUCUCUUCACCUGGAACCACCUUCGAUGACUGCAGACCAAACUCAAAAGCAGGUCAUGACUACGAGCGGCUGAAGCUGCAGUGCAUGAAAGCCAUGGCGGACCUGCAGUCCCUGCAGAACCAGCACAGCACCACCCUGAAGAGGUGCGAGGAGGCUGUGAAGAAAGCCGACUUCUACCACACGCUGCACAGCCGUCUGGCCAGCGAGCAUGCCCAGCUGAAAGAUGAGCUGGAGGCGAUGAGACAGGACAACAUCCAGCUGGUGAGGGAGCACAACCACGUGAAGCAGGCCUGCGAGGAGCUGCGGAGGCUGCACGACGACGGCCAGAGGGAGGUGGCAGAAAUGAGGAUGCUGCACCAGCAGGUGAUGAGAGAGGGGUCAUCUGAGGUCCUCAGCAAGCUUUACGACACUACUGCGACCAAGUUGGAGACCGUGAAGAUUGAGUACGAGGCUCUGAGGAAGCGCUACAACGAUAACACGGCGGGUCACAACGCAGACCUGAGUCGCCUGGAUCAGGCCGAGGAGGAGAACCACCGGCUGCAGAAACAGCUGGACAUGCUGCUGAAGCAGAGAGACGCAGCCAUCCACUAUCAGCAGCAGUGCUCCUCCUCUAUAAGAAGGUUUGACAACACGCAGCAAGAACUGUCCAAGGCCUCCUCCCAGAACAAGGAGCUGCAGCGGGAGAUGGAGCGGCUGCAGUCAGAGGCGACCCGGCUGAAGACGCAGCAGCUCAAGGCGGCCAAAGACGGCGAGAAAUACAAAGAGGAGCGGGACUCUGUGAUCAACGAGUACCGGCUGAUCAUGAGCGAGCGGGAUCAGGUGAUCAAAGAGGUGGACAGGCUUCAGACCGGCCUGGAGAUGGCAGAGGCCAAGCUGAAGAACACUUCCUCAGAGAGACGGGUGGCCAGCGAGGAGCUGGAGGCUCUCAGACAGGAGCUGGCCUCAGCGCUGGUGGACAGGGACCGGGCCAUCUGUGAAAAGAACGAGCUACUGGAGAAAUACUGCCACGAGGUGAAGGACAAGGCCGAGGCCCAGAAAGAGCUGAGCCAGGCCUGCAAGGACAUGGAGACGGUACGAGAGGAGAGGGACGUGGCCCGCAAGGAGAGGACGGAGGCCAUCAUCCAGAGGGACCAGCUGCUGCGAGAGUAUUACCAGGCCAGACAGAAAGAAGACUCUGCCACUCUGGACAUGGAACGAUCCAACAAGGAGAUCGAUAUUCUGAGGAAGCAGUACGAGGCCAUCUCUCAGGAGCUGAAGGAGGCCGUGCAGGAGGCCGAGGUAGCCAAGUGCCGACGAGACUGGGCAUUUCAGGAGAGGGACAAGAUAGUGGCAGAGAGGGAGAGCAUACGCACGCUGUGUGACAACCUGAGGCGCGAGAGGGACCGAGCUGUGAGUGAUCUGGCAGACGCUCUGAGGAAUCUGGAUGACACCAGGAAGCAGAAGAACGACGCUGCGCGGGAACUCAAAGAACUAAAGGAAAAGAUGGAAGAUCAGUUAGAAAAGGAAGCGAGGUUUCGUCAGCUGAUGGCUCACAGUUCACAUGAUUCAGCCAUCGACACAGACUCGAUGGAGUGGGAGACGGAAGUUGUAGAAUUUGAAAAGCACAGGGACAUGGAUUUGAAAGCACUUGGGUUUGAUAUUGCUGAAGGGGUAAAUGAUCCUUAUUUACCAGGAGAUUGUGGCAUAUUUGUCAGUAAGGUGGAUAAAGGAAGUAUGGCUGAAGGAAGAUUAAGGGUGAACGAUUGGUUGUUGAAAAUAAAUGACGUGGACCUGACCAAUAAGGAUAGGAAGCAAGUGAUUAAAGUGGUGGUGAGCGGCGAGGGAGUGAUUAAUAUGGUGGUCCGCAGAAGGAAGAGUCUGGGAGGACGGAUCAUCACUCCAAUCCAGAUAAACCUGGCAGGAAACAAAGACAGUGGCAUAGGUCUGGAAAGUGGAGUGUUUGUUGCCACUUUGGCCCCAGGCAGUCCAGCUGCCAGAGACUGCGCUCUUACUGUCGGGGAUAGACUGUUAGCUAUCAAUGGCAUUGCACUUGAUAACAAGUCGCUCUCUGAAUGUGAGACUCUGCUGAGAAACUGCCGUGAUUUUCUCAGCAUCUCCCUCAUGAAGUUCCUCCCACAGAGCUGUUCCGGCCAGAGUUUAUUUGAAGGUUUGAGAGACUCAGAAAAGAUCUCUCGUCUCCAGUCCUGUGAGAUCCACGCCAGGACCUGCAGGAACUCCAAGCACAACUGCUCUAAGCACAACUGCUCCACACAGACAGACAUUUGCAGCUGUGACUUGGGCAGCAGAGGGGAUGAAGUGUGUAAGGAUGCAUGUGACUCUCCAGACAGUAGCGACAGCAGCUCUCACUGCCUCCAGAAGCCUUUUCCCAGCAGCUCUGUGCACUCCCGCUCCCUUUCCAGCUCCCACAGUCCCUCAGAGCCCCACCCAGACUUCUGCUACAGGAGGCCGGAGCUCCACCAUCGCCCCUUCACCUUCACCCCCGUGCCCUCCGACUGCAGCUCUCCUCAGACGGCUGUGGACCGAGUGCAGAGCUCAGCAGGGAAGCCCAGCGGAGGCACGUGGCCUAAAGUCAUAGCGGUAGCUUCUAUUACUGAAUGUGCCCAGCUCUCCAUCUACAAAAAAGUCAAGCAAAGGAAGUCCAUCUUCGAUGUGCAGGGUUUCAGGAGACCCGAGCCGUCCCCGAAACUGGACUACAUGUCUCUUUCUCAGAUACCCAAGCACUCCCCGCAGAGCUCGAUAUCUGAGGCCCCUCCCACCCCGCCAGCCAGGAGCGACUCGUUCAGGUUCAAACAUCGCCAGCAGAACAGCUCGGCGUCAGACUCCACCAUCACCACUGCCACUCCACCUGAAUCCCCAGUCCAAGCUACAAGUCCACAGGACGGGGGGGAGGCAGGGAACCAGCUCUACUACACCAACGCUCCUCCAGGAGAGACCACGAGUGGCGCCAAAAAAACUCCUGACAACGAAGGGAGUCGUCGCAGAGCAGAGGAACGGCAGAAGAGGAGGUACCGGCCAAAAUCGGCGCCUGCACUGCGGCCAAGAGUUACUCCAUUACACAUCCCUCUUCCCAUGCAGAUACAGAGUUUCUCUAAUGACGAGCACUCCCCAGAGCCAAUGGACUUGUUGCGCUUCUCUCCCAGGCGAACUAAUCGGUACAGCAUGCCCUUUGCACCCCCCAGCUACGGCAGCGUCCCAUCAUAUCCAGCACAACGAGGUUUAGCCCCAUGUCCAGCUGUGACGGCUGUGAUAAAGAACCCGGUGUACACUGCUUGGAGCCAUGAGAUCCAGAACAACAACAACCCUCCUCCAGCCCCCAGCUCGGGAGUCCACCUACAUCCACACACAAGCCCCCAGCAUCAGGUUCGCCACAGCCUGGACCUCAGCCACAAGCGCACUGGGGACUCGACUGAAACGAGCGUCAGCCAACCACCGCACAGCACAAACUCCCUGCCAUCCAGCGCCAGACUGAGCUCCUUCAAUACUUUACAGUUCAGGGCAGAACGCAUAAAAAUCCCUCCAACUCGGUAUCCCCGCUCCACUGGAUCUGAAAGAGGCUCCCUCUCACAUUCAGAGUGUAGCAGCCCGACGCCUCCAAUGUCCCCUGUCAACCUGGAGACAUCGUCUUUCAUCAGCAGCCAAUCGCAGAGCUCCAUCUCCACCCAGCCCAGGAUAUCAGUCAGCCCCGCUCCAGCUGGUGACAGGCAGAAGGAAGGGCCGUACUUGGAGGAGCCGCGCAAUGUGACUGUUCAGAAAGGAGCAGAACCUCUGGGGAUCUCCAUAGUGAGUGGAGAUAACGGGGGAGUGUUUGUGUCCAAAGUGACAGCAGGCAGCAUCGCACAUCAAGCUCGCUUAGAGUACGGAGACCAACUCCUAGAGUUCAAUGGAAUCAACCUUCGCAAUGCCAACGAGCAGCAGGCGCGGCUUGUGAUCGGGCAGCAGUGUGACACAGUCACCAUUUUGGCUCAGUAUAAUCCUCACAUGUUUCAGCUGGGCAACCACUCUCGUUCAGGUUCUCGUAUGGAGUCCAUCAGCAACCAGCCGACCCCCCAGGACAGCGGAGCCACCACCCCCGACAAUCACUCCAUCGUCGACACACUGAGUGAGCAGGACGAGGGCACCAUGACGCCGCCGUCCAAACAAACCACUCCCGCCACCAGCCCUCAAAGCUCCUUCAGGCUUCCUGGUUCCGGUACGUGGCGGGCUGCCGAGCCUCGGCUGGUGAGGCUGAAGAGGAUCCAGGUGGAGAUGGGAGUUCAGGUCUGUGGAGGAAACCUUUACGGCGUCUUUGUGGAGAGUCUGGAUGAUGACAGCCCUGCUAAGUGUCCUGAUGGCCUGCUGCCUGGAGACUUGAUACUCGAGUACAAUGGAAUCAGCAUGAAGAACAAAACUAAAGAGGAGGCUUACCUGGAAAUGUUAAAACCAGCUGAAACAAUCACAUUCAAGGUCCAGAACUGUGUGGACAACCUCUCUGCGAUCAAAGAGGCCCCGGGAGAUGGAUUUUUCACAAGAGCACUUUAUGAGAGGGUGGCAGAGGCAGAGCAGGAACUGAGCUUUAAGAAAGAUGACAUCCUCUAUGUUGAAGAUACGCUACCAAAUGGCAAUUUUGGCUACUGGAUGGCCUGGCAACUGGACGAAAAUGCACAGAAGCUCGUAAAGGGGCAGAUCCCAAGUAAAUACAUGAUGGACCAGGAUUUCUACAAGAGGCACGGCAUGGCCGAUAUGAAAGACGAUAACGGCACCAACAAGUCUCUGUCGGCCGCGGCACGGAGAUCCUUCUUCCGCCGCAGGCUGAAGCACAAACGCAGCGGAUCCAAGGACGGGAAGGAGCUGAUGGUUCUGGACGCAAUAAGCACAGAUUCUUUACCCAUCACAGAAGACGGAGUGAGCCUGAUGUACCAGCGGGUUCAGAGGGUGGAGUGCUCUUUCCCCAGACCCGUGCUGAUCCUGGGUCCGUUAGUGGAGUCCAGUAAGGACAUGUUGGUGAAGGAGGCUCCUGCUCAGUUCUGUCGCUGUCUGCCUGAGAUCAUGAAGGCAUCUCAGCAGGCGAUAGAGCGCGGAGUAAAGGAUUGUGUUUUCAUCGACUACAAACGGAGGAGUGGCCAUUUCGAUGUGACAACUGUAGCAUCAAUAAAAGAGAUAACAGAGAAGGACUGUCACUGUUUACUUGACAUUGUCCCUCACGCCAUCGAGCGUCUUCACAGCGUUCACAUCUACCCAAUCGUCAUAUUCAUUCGCUACAAAAAUGCCAAGCAGAUAAAAGAGCAGAAGGACCCUCUGUACCUGCGGGAUAAACUCUCACAGAAACAUUCCAAGGAGCAGUUUGAGGCGGCACAGAAAAUAGAGCAGGAGUACAGCCGCUUCUUCACAGGCGUUGUCCAAGGAGGCAGCGUCUCCUACAUUUGCACUCAGGUCCUGACCAUCGUGGAGCAGGAGCAGAGUAAAGUACUGUGGAUUCCAGGUGGAGCACCGUAGUCUCGACUGUCACUGCACGUCACUCCGAGCAGAAGAGAAGGGGUGUUUUUUAUUAUGGGGUACACGGAGAAUCGGUACAGCUAACAUGGUUAACUCCAAUGCUUUUUCACAUAUAGCAAUAUGAGCACUGAUGAUCAUGUCAUAUUCCCACUACAAUAGUGAUGUACUGUACUACAGAUAGAUUUGUUUACACUAGUAUUUAAUACUUGAAUGUUUUGUUUUCCCUUACAUCUAGUAGCACUCCUUUUAAUCCCACUUUGUCCCAUGAAUAUGUCGGACCACAGGAAGUAUGCAUCGAUGAAAAAUGAAGACUUUAUUCUUGAAGUGAAGAUAAGAGUGGACCACUGUGUUCCCGUCUCUAUAUUUAUACGUAUUUUCCUGCCAUUUAAUUUAUCUAAUCAAAUCAAAGAUGUUGGUUAUGAACUUUUGUUAUACAAAUGUAGUUGUUUAGUUAAUAGGAAGGAUGAUAUUUUCCAAUUAAUGUUCUUAUUUAUAGAGAAAUUGAGGCAAAUUUGCUUCUUAUCUUCACAUGAUGCUGCAGUCUUGUUAUAUUUUUGCUCUGGUGGCAUUGUCUUUUUUCCAUUCAUCAUUUCAGUCCAAAAAGUAAUGUUGUGCCAAGCUAAACAUAUUUGCUACUCACCAUCCAUUGUUGGAUUUAUUAACACUACAACUUUUAUUACACAGCAGGUAUUUUCUUUGCACCACAGUUUGUCCCAGUUUGUUUUCUACUGGUAUUGCCAAUACCGUUCCUCUUUGUCAAGUGGAUUUUAAAGAAGGGAUAUUUUAUUUGUGGUUCAUGGUUGGCUGUCAACUUUACACAUUUACAUACACCUCUUGGAUUUUCACGUUUUCAGCAUUUCAUGUUCAAGUUGGAUGAAACACUUUAGGUCUUCUCCUCAUGAAGGUUAAUACUUCUAUAAAAUAUUAAAAACGGAGUACAUUUAUUGGAA